Perkinsus marinus ATCC 50983 is the source of this 269-nucleotide messenger RNA. RefSeq names its product beta-hexosaminidase b, putative. The record is from RefSeq and is a predicted model, not a curated record. Gene Ontology annotation, molecular function: beta-N-acetylhexosaminidase activity. The transcript is spliced from 2 exons. Gene Ontology annotation, biological process: glycosaminoglycan metabolic process; carbohydrate metabolic process. The annotation marks the transcript as partial. Lineage: Eukaryota; Perkinsozoa; Perkinsida; Perkinsidae. Gene Ontology annotation, cellular component: membrane.
GGACAAUUUUCUCACAACAACGCCGAGGACAUGCAUAAGUUAUUGGAUUCUGGUUUCACCAUUUAUGACUUCCCGUCAUUCCCACAUAGAGGCAUGCUGAUUGACACUGGUAGAAGAUAUUUAUCAGUGGAAACUAUAAUAAAGAAUCUUCAACUAAUGUUCUGGACGAAAAUGAACGUUUUGCAUUGGCACAUCUCGGAUGAUGUGAGCUUUUCGCUGGAUCUCGAAGGAUACGAAAAGUUGCAAUAUAAGAAUCCAACGCCACUCAG